AUGGAUGACGACGGGGAGCCUCAGCUGCAGCCGUCGUGGCGGACGCCGCAGCCGCGCCCGGCGCCCACGCCCCCAUCGCCCUCGGCGCCCACGCCCACGCCCCCGUCGCCCACGACGCCCAUGAGCGGCGUGGAGUUCUCGGGGCAGGCGCCGCUGCCGACGCUGCUGGCCGUGGGGCUGCCGGUGUGCGUGCGGCCGCGGCCCGCCGCCCAGGGCGAGGCGGCGGCGUGUCGCUGGGUGAGCGACGAGGUGCUGCUGGAGCAGUGCGUGCGCGCGCCUACGCGCGUGCGCUGCGCCGAGAUCACGCGGCUGGCCGGCAAGGACGGCGAGGUGCAGGUGGUGGUGGCCGGCCGCUGCGCCGCCGCCGCCUUCAGCCGCAAGAACGUCGUGCUCGACGGCGCCAAGCUGUCCAGCGGAUGCCUGUUGUCGAAGAGCGGCCUGGAGGUUGGGUGGGCGGCGGCUGUGCGCCUGGAGCCCGUGCUGGCGGCCCCGGGCGGGGGCAAGGGCGAGCGGCCGCAGCUGCGCGCCGCCGAGCUGAUGACGACGACUUGCGCGCACACGCGGCGCUGUCUGGAGCUGCGGCUGGUGGACGGCGACGCGCGAGCCGACGCCCUGGCGGCCGAGGGCGCCCAGCCCCUCGCGCGGCGCGCGCGCCUGCUGCGCGUCGACGACGACGUUGUCACGGCCGCGCUGCUGCCGGAGCUGUUCGACGUCGGAAGCGACGACGACCGGCCGCUGCUCGUGCAGGUACUGCCGCCGCGCCCUGCCACGGACACCACAAACGUCUACGCUCUUCAUUAG
Gryllus bimaculatus (two-spotted cricket) is the source of this 801-nucleotide messenger RNA. NCBI's taxonomy places the organism in Eukaryota, Metazoa, Arthropoda, Insecta, Orthoptera, Gryllidae. The record is from the annotation of a GenBank genome assembly.